AUGACCGCGUCUCUCCAGCUGGACGUCGGGCUGCUGCUGCUGCUGACCUGCUGGCAGACACCAGGGAUGGUCGGAGCCACGGUGCCAGCAGCCCCGGUGAACGUGUCGGUGACUCAGCUGAGGGCGCACUCGGCCAUGGUGACCUGGAACGUCCCUCAGGGAGACACCGUGAUCGGGUACUCCAUCUCACAGCAGAGGCAGGACGGACUGAUGCAGCGCUCCAUCCGGGAGGUGAACACCUCCAGCCGCUGGUGUGUGCUGUGGGACCUGGACGAGGACACACACUACAGCGUCCAGGUGCAGUCUGUUGGGCCGCAUGGUGACAGUCAGCCCAGCCGUGCCGUCCACUUCAGGACUCUGGAGAGGAGUGACCACUAUCCGGUCGGAGUCCUGGACCACCAUGAGCCGGCGAUGGAAGGUCUUGGCAUGACGCCUCACCUACAGACGGGAGAGCUGCUCAUCAUCACCACUGUGCUGCUGCUGUGGGCAGCCGUCAUCGCCCUCUUCUGCCGACAGUAUGACAUCAUCAAAGACAACGACUCCAACAGCUGCAAAGAGAAGGCCAAGAGGCCGCCGGUUCGAGCCCCUCCUCCCUACUACGCUGCCUCGAACGGCAGCUCGCCCAUCUACCACAACGGAGCCGUACGCAGCAGCAGGCUCCACAGAGCCUCCUCCUCCAUCAGCAUCAUUAGAGUCUGA
This is a messenger RNA of Anoplopoma fimbria (sablefish), 699 nucleotides long. RefSeq names its product fibronectin type III domain-containing protein 4-like. Gene Ontology annotation, molecular function: protein binding. The coding region runs from base 1 to 699 and encodes 232 amino acids. The record is from RefSeq and is a predicted model, not a curated record. The transcript has 7 exons. Lineage: Eukaryota; Metazoa; Chordata; Actinopteri; Perciformes; Anoplopomatidae.